AUGACGAACUCGAAUACACCUCGCGCCGAUGUCCGCGACAGCAUAGUCCAGCAAUGGUCGCCCGGCCACGCCAACGUCUCCCCACGAUCAGGAUCAGGAUCAGCGACAGCAGAGAACAUACCCAACAGCCGACAUCAUAAUGGCGCAUCGCAUCACGCACCUCCGACACCAGACUUCACAGACGAAGAUGAGGCGCUAUGGCGAGAUCAAGAGCUCAACCGCAAGAUCAUGCAGAAUGUGGAGGAAAUCGGCAUUACGAAGCCAAAGGGCCACAAGGUGUCCUUCCACUACAACAGCCGCGUGGAAGAUAUGCAUUUCGGCAAGACACAUCCCAUGAAGCCAUGGAGGUUGACUUUGACCAAACAUUUGGUGCUGGGCUAUGGUCUUCACUAUGCCAUGGAUACGCACGAAGCAGUUUCCGCUGGCAAGGACCAGGUUCGCGCCUUCCAUGACCCGGAUUAUGUCGACUUCCUCGCUCAGGUUUCGCCGCAAACUUUUGCUUCUCUCUGUGAGGUUCCGCGCUUUGCUCAACAUAUUCCACCGAAACACGAAAACGACACUGUCGAUCUUGGUCCGUUCAACCUGUCUACCAGCCCGGGCGCCGACUGUCCAGUUUUCGACGGCAUGUCCACAUAUCUCUUCCUGUACACUGGCGCUACCCUUGGCGCCACUCAGCAGCUCACAAGUAACCAGACAGAUAUCGCCAUCAAUUGGUCCGGAGGUCUGCAUCACGCGCACCGAGCUGAAGCCUCCGGUUUCUGCUACAUUAACGACAUUGUCCUCUCCAUCCUCGACCUGCUCCGGGUAUAUCCCCGAGUUCUGUACAUCGAUAUUGACGUCCACCAUGGUGAUGGGGUAGAAGAAGCUUUUCAGCGCCAACCGCGAGUCAUGACACUGUCAUAUCACCGCUAUGGCCCGUAUGACGAGACACAGCACAAAUUCUUCCCCGGAACCGGCGACCUGGCCGAUGUAGGACUGAAAGGCACCGUGGGCGAGCAUUUUGCUCUCAACGUCCCUAUAGCCUCUGGCAUUAACGAUGGACAGUACAAAUAUCUGUUCGAAAACGUCACAGGCCGCGCCAUCGAAGCCUUCAAACCUUCUGCCAUUGUACUUCAGUGCGGAGCAGAUAGUCUGGGUGGUGACAGGCUGGGACAAUUCAACAUCAGCACCACACAACACGGCGAAUGCGUCUCGUUCGUCAAGCGCAGCGGUCUGCCCCUCCUCAUUCUCGGAGGCGGAGGCUACACCGCCCGCAACGUCGCCCGCGCCUGGUGUCACGAGACUGCCUUGGCAACAGACAAUACAUUACCAGACAGCAUACCGCUCGACCUCGUACCCCGACCCGAGGCUUUCCAGGGCAGGGCUCACGGCGACGGCAAGCUGCAUCCUCCGUUUAACAAGAAUACGCCUGUGCAUAACAACCAGAAUAAGGACGUGGAUUUGGAAUACAUGGUGAAGAAGCUGGACGGCGAUCUGAAGUACGUUCGCAAUGCGCCGUGGGUGAAGUGCGAUCAGUUGCCGACGCAGAGGGCUAUGCAGGAGAUCAUGGACAGCGUUGACAAGGAGAUGAAGCCGGGUAAGGCAGAGCGCGACAGGAGGUGGAGGGAGCGGAAUCCGGCUGGGAGGGGGGAGCUGAGGUGA
Messenger RNA from Saxophila tyrrhenica, 1641 nucleotides. RefSeq names its product histone deacetylase (gene HOS2). The transcript has a single exon. Bases 1 to 1641 code for a protein of 546 amino acids. NCBI's taxonomy places the organism in Eukaryota, Fungi, Ascomycota, Dothideomycetes, Mycosphaerellales, Extremaceae. The record is from RefSeq and is a predicted model, not a curated record. Gene Ontology annotation, molecular function: histone deacetylase activity. Gene Ontology annotation, cellular component: Rpd3L-Expanded complex; nucleus.